AUGGAGAAAUCUCCUCAAGAAAAUCAGGACCCUUUCCGAAGUACUCAAAAUAUAAUAACUAAUAAUGUGCAUACAACAGGUGUAUCAUGUUCUGCAAAGUGGAUGGGUGGUAUAAAUGCUGCCUUGGGUAAUAUGACGGAAGAUGAUUGGAGGUGGCAUAUGUAUGAUACCGUCAAAGGAAGUGAUUGGUUAGGUGAUCAAGAUGCUAUCCAAUAUAUGUGCAGAGAGGCACCCAAAGCAGUUAUCGAACUGGAAAAUUACGGAUUACCAUUCUCUAGAACAGAUGAUGGAAAAAUAUAUCAACGUGCUUUUGGAGGGCAAAGUUUGAACUUUGGAAAAGGAGGUCAGGCCUAUCGUUGUGCAUGUGCUGCAGAUAGAACCGGUCAUGCAUUGUUGCAUACGCUUUAUGGGCAAGCAAUGAAGCACAAUACUCAGUUUUUUGUGGAAUACUUUGCAUUGGAUCUGAUAAUGGAUAAUACUGGCACUUGUCAGGGAGUGAUUGCUCUCAACAUGGAGGAUGGGACACUUCAUCGCUUCCGUGCUGCAUCAACAAUUUUAGCCACUGGGGGUUAUGGAAGAGCUUAUUUCUCUGCAACUUCAGCUCAUACGUGCACAGGAGAUGGCAAUGCUAUGGUUGCACGUGCUGGAUUACCACUUCAGGAUCUUGAAUUUGUACAGUUCCACCCGACUGGGAUAUAUGGCGCUGGCUGUCUCAUUACUGAAGGAUCUCGAGGUGAAGGUGGUAUCCUUCGGAACAGUGAAGGAGAGCGUUUUAUGGAAAGAUAUGCUCCUACUGCAAAAGAUCUUGCAUCUCGGGAUGUUGUUUCAAGGUCUAUGACAAUGGAAAUCAGAGAAGGUCGUGGUGUAGGACCACUGAAGGAUCAUAUUUAUCUGCACUUGAAUCAUUUACCUCCCGAGGUUCUUAAGGAAAGACUUCCUGGUAUAUCAGAAACUGCUGCUAUUUUUGCUGGUGUUGAUGUCACCAAGGAGCCAAUUCCUGUCUUACCUACAGUUCACUACAACAUGGGAGGGAUCCCGACAAAUUACCAUGGGGAGGUUGUAACCAUGAAAGGAAAUGACCCAGAUGCAGUAGUUCCAGGACUAAUGGCUGCUGGGGAGGCAGCAUGUGCCUCUGUUCAUGGUGCUAAUCGGCUCGGUGCAAAUUCCCUUCUUGAUAUAGUUGUUUUUGGCAGAGCUUGUGCUAACAGGGUUGCUGAGAUUCACAAGCCAGGAGAGAAGCAAAAACCUCUUGAUAAAGAUGCUGGGGAAGGGACUGUUGCUUGGUUAGAUAAGUUAAGAAACUCAAAUGGGUCAUUGCCAACUUCAAAGAUUCGUCUCAAUAUGCAAAGGGUGAUGCAGAAUAAUGCUGCUGUGUUCCGAACUCAAGAUACUUUAGAAGAAGGCUGUCAGUUGAUUGACGAGGCAUGGGAGAGUUUCCGUGAGGUCCAAAUCCGUGAUCGGUCGUUAAUAUGGAAUUCUGACUUAAUAGAGACUAUUGAACUGGAAAAUCUUUUAAUAAAUGCAUGUAUAACCAUGCAUUCGGCUGAAGCAAGAAAAGAGAGUAGAGGAGCUCAUGCCCGUGAAGACUUUGCAAAAAGAGAUGAUGAGAAUUGGAUGAAGCACACACUAGGGUACUGGGAGAAGGAGAAAGUUAGGCUAGCAUAUAGACCCGUCCAUAUGAAUACUCUGGACAGUGAAAUCGAAACAUUCCCUCCAAAAGCACGCGUUUAUUGAAAGCUGAAGGUCAUCGGUUCUGUUGGAUUUUUGAAAUUACCUGAUUACUGAAGGUUUUGAAGUUCAAACGAACGGAAUAACGACGCUCGCUUCCUCAAGAAUAGGAGAACCGCAACUUAUGUUUGGCAGAGAAGUGAAUACCAUUGUUAUGUAUUCGGACUCGAGGGAGCACUGAUGUUCUGAUUAUAUAUAUUCUCAUAACAAAUAAGAAAGUUUUCAUAUGUUCUCCUGUUUGUUAUUUGUCUAAAUGUAAAUUCUGUCUCUCUGGUAUCGCCCUA
Molecule: messenger RNA, 2012 nt
Organism: Asparagus officinalis (garden asparagus)
Lineage: Eukaryota; Viridiplantae; Streptophyta; Magnoliopsida; Asparagales; Asparagaceae
Product: succinate dehydrogenase [ubiquinone] flavoprotein subunit, mitochondrial-like
Exons: 15
Coding region: 1-1734 (577 amino acids)
Biological process (GO): mitochondrial electron transport, succinate to ubiquinone; tricarboxylic acid cycle
Molecular function (GO): flavin adenine dinucleotide binding; electron transfer activity; succinate dehydrogenase (quinone) activity
Source: RefSeq, a predicted model, not a curated record